Molecule: messenger RNA, 9049 nt
Organism: Passer domesticus (house sparrow)
Lineage: Eukaryota; Metazoa; Chordata; Aves; Passeriformes; Passeridae
Product: arylsulfatase D-like
Exons: 12
Coding region: 2216-3994 (592 amino acids)
Molecular function (GO): arylsulfatase activity
Source: RefSeq, a predicted model, not a curated record
AUUCUGAUGAUUUGUCAGGCUUAAUUAACGGUUUUGUCCCUGGACAUGCAAGUUGGUAUCAGUGAUGUCUACACUUGAACACUAUCUGAAACAAGACUGCCUGUGUUGUUAAACAGCAUUGCAGGGGCAACCCAAAAUAUCAGUAACCAAUGGUAGUACCUGGAAAUGUCAAAAUCAGGAUUAUAAAUUUAAAAACUCACAGCGUCUGUCAGUACCAUGAAACUGAAGGGAUGCAAUGUUGCCUCAUAAUUUCCACUACGUGUCAUAACAUCACACGUGGUUUACAAAUAUGCAUUUUUAUCCUAUCUAAAGGAAGCAAUUAAAGUUAUUAUUGGAAAUUACUAGUAAUAUAUAAAGAAUAAGCUCUUGCUUGUCCUGCUUUUCAGAAUUUCACUUCAGUUUGCAUUGUUUUGUCACUGGGGCUUUGUUUUGUUUUUGCACACUUUAGCAUCCUUCAUACUUUUUUGAUAGUUUUUGUUAUAAAGGAAUUUACUAAUCUCAGCAGAAGACUGGGAUACUUGCAAAAUUCAAACAUGAGGCAGUUACAGAGUUGACUUUCUACUAUCAGGCAGUUCAUUUAUUUCUUACUAGUCACUGCUAAAAUUAGUGAAUUAUUUUUAACACAAAUUUGCAAGUAUUUUUUAAAAUAGAUGUUCAAUCUAUAUGAAAGAAGCUGAGAAACCAAGAAAAAACUGUUAAAACCAAGAGAUGAUACAUAAGUUGAUUUAUUUCACCCUUUUUCAUUCUUUCUCUGGAGGCCAAACUAAAGAUGCUGGUAACAAAGAGUGCUUUAAAAGCAUCACAUCACCUUACUAUCCUUCUGAUUAUGGCAGAUGGCCAGAGACACAAGAUGGAGGAGCCUUUAUAGCAGGACAGAGCAAAUUCACACAGAUGUGAGAGUUGGAAAUGGCGUGAUCAGAUCCCAAAUCCCUACUUUCUUCAUUGAGGCUUUGCAGAAUGGAUCCUUCCCUUGAGUCUUGGUUUGUAAUCCAGGAAUUUUCUGCUGUCUCCUGAACUGUAACAUUUCUACAUAGUUUUUCCAAGUCCCUCAAAAGAAAAAAAAAUCUUCAUAUUUCUGAAGCUUUCCUUUAAAAUGUUCUCCCUAAUGCAGGCAAGCAGCCUACUCUCAACAGUGGAGCUUGAACCUCAUUCCUCAUUUCUUUGCCCCUUUUCACAGCUACCAACUACUUUUUUGGGCAGAAGUUUUUAGUGAAAAUAUUGCAGUAACUACUGCUAUAUGCUGAUACUAUUUAAGACCCUAAUGCUCCCCUUGAUUUCUGUACACCACACCCACCAACGAUGCUGUGAAUACCACUGUAAUUAUCAAGGGCUAGAUAGUAAAUUCUCUUUUCUCCUUAUUGCCAUAGCAUUUUAUAUCAAUAUUUAUUUUGGCCUUUGAGCAAGAAUAUGUCUACACUAAUAAUCUCUCUCCUGUUUUCUGCCUUUCUCUGAAUAAAACCCUUAUUUAAUGUAUUACAGUAUAACACCUUUAUACCCUCUUCUUAAACCAGUAUAAGCACACACAGCCAGUUAAAAGAGGGGCCCAGUACUCCCAUGGGACUGGGAAGAUGCAUGGCAAGCCCGACUGUGCAACCACAUGUGUAUGGCACAGGAGGGAGCUCACAAAGAGAGGAGCGAUAAUAACAUCAGAGGGAAUUAGCCAGGCUGCCAGGAUUGGCGUGAGCACACCAACGUGACAACACAACAAUGGAUUUUCUCGGACCCCAAGGGAGCUGCUCGGCUCAUUCUGCAUUAGGCAGGGCUCUUCCACUUCCAUCCACAGGGUGGUUCUCCAUACAGUGUAUGUAGCCGACUGUCUCACUGCCUGAGAUUUAGGAGCUUUCCCUCAGCUGCUGCUCAGGCUCUUCUGUUUGCCUUGGCAGUCACAGCAGCUGGAUGUCCACAUCUGCUUCAGAACAAUUCUUCCUUACCCGACACGUUUGACCAGGGGAAGGCAAGGAAGCCCUCCCCUGCAUCAGGCAGGAUGAAGUAAAUGCCUUUGCCUACUUUUUUAAACAAGGCUGACACUGCCAAUUACUCUGAUAUGAUGAUAUGAGGCGUGAUUUUGGUAACCCCUCCUUGGAAGCAAAGAUCAGAAAGCUUGAGGUGAAGAGGGAAGUGACAACAAAGCUCCUGCAGUGAAUGAGCAUGGAGCCCUCACAGAAGCAGUCUAAGGUGUAAGGCUCUUGCACAGAAUUUGUAUGAGUGACAGACUAUGUACCUGUUUCAUAAAAUGGAAAACUAUGAAGUUUACCAUGGGAAACAAGGGAGAUACUUAAACAUUUGGCUAAUCUUAUGCCUGUUUCCAAGAACCUGUGUAUCAAAUCCUUCCAAACCUAACUUUUUACUGAUACUGGCUGAUGACCUUGGUAUUGGAGAUGUGGGUUGCUAUGGCAAUGAUACAAUAAGGACCCCUAACAUUGAUGGCCUGGCAAAGGAUGGAGUGAGACUUACUCAGCACAUUGCUGCAGCAGCUGUCUGUACUCCAAGCAGAGCUGCUUUCCUGACUGGCAGAUACCCCAUCAGAUCAGGCAUGGCAUCCAGUACUCAAAGGCAGGUUCUUUUCUGGAAUGCUGGUUCGGGGGGACUCCCACCAAAUGAAACUACUUUUGCCAGAAUACUCUACCAGCAAGGUUAUUCUACAGCACUUGUAGGGAAGUGGCAUAUGGGUGUGAACUGCAAAACCCGCCAUGACCACUGCCACCAUCCUUUAAAUCAUGGUUUUGAUUAUUUUUAUGGCAUGCCUUUUACCCUUGUCAAUGAGUGUCAAGGCACAGAUGACCCUGAAUUGGCCAAGUCUUUGCAAGAUACAUAUUGGUUUUACACUCAGAUGAUCAUCCUUGCAGUAUUUACUCUUGUGAUUGGAAAACUUGCCAAUUUAUUCCCAGUAAAAUGGAAAAUAAUCAUCUGUCUGGCUAUCUGUGGUCUCCUUCAUUUCAUCUCCUGGUUCUCCAGCUAUGGUUUCACCAAGUACUGGAACUGCAUCCUGAUGAGAAACCAUGAUAUCACUGAACAACCAAUGAACCUACAAAAAACUACUUCUAAUGUGCUGAAGGAGGCAAUUACAUUCAUUGAAAGAAACAAGCAUAGACCAUUUCUUCUCUUUGUUUCCCUUUUACAUGUUCACACCCCUCUCAUUACCACAGAGAAGUUUCAGGGAAGAAGCAGGCAUGGCCUGUAUGGAGAUAAUGUAGAGGAGAUGGACUGGAUGGUGGGCAAGCUUGUGGAUGUAAUUGACAAAGAGGACUUGAAGAAUACCACAUUCAUUUAUUUUGCAUCUGAUCAUGGAGGAUUCUUAGAGGCUCACAGAGGAAAUUCUCAAUUGGGUGGAUGGAAUGGGAUAUAUAAAGGUGGAAAAGGAAUGGGAGGCUGGGAAGGAGGAAUCCGUGUCCCAGGUAUAGUUAGAUGGCCGGGAGUGUUGCCUGCGGGGACAGUUAUCGAUGAACCUACAAGCCUCAUGGACAUUUAUCCUACAGUAGUUCAACUGGCUGGAGGAGCAGUGCCUCAGGACAGGGUCAUGGAUGGGCACACCUUGCUGCCCUUGCUGCAGGGGACAGAGCAGCACUCCAGGCACGAGUUCCUGUUCCACUACUGCGGUGUGUUCCUGCAUGCAGUGCGCUGGCACCAGAAGGACAGUGGCACCGUAUGGAAAGCUCAUUAUGCUACUCCAGUAUUUCAGCCAGAAGCCUCUGGGGCCUGUUUCAGAAGAGGAAUUUGUCCAUGUUUCGGGGAUGGUGUAACCCAUCAUGACCCUCCACUGCUGUUCAACCUCUCACAAGAUCCAUCUGAGGCAAAUGCUCUCUCAGCUGACACUGAGCCCUUGUUUGACACUGUGGUGAGGAGAAUGAGAAGAGCAGUGGAAGAGCACGGCAAGACUCUGACCCCAGUCCCACAACAGCUGUCUCCUUACAAUAAUAUAUGGAAGCCAUGGCUGCAGCCAUGCUGUGGCACAUUCCCGUUCUGUUGGUGUCAUGAAGAAAAUAGCAAAGCAUAGUCUAAUACCAAAGUACAGUUAGCUUUAAAGAAAUUGAUAAUUUUUCACAUUCACAUGACUACAGUCAUAAAGAGAUUAAAGAUUAAAUUAUACUGGGAUAACAAAAAGGGACAUUAGUGACUGUUUUUUUUCUACCUUUUCUCUUAUCCAUGGUAAUUAAUUAAGGCUGUGGUAAAAAAAAUAAAUAAAAAUUAGGGGUCAUCUGUAUAAUCUAUCCCUCAAGUGAAUAAUUCAGGAUUAAAUACCAAAUAAAUGAAUCAAAGUUUAUUUUCUUACUGACUUACAAUUCAAGCAAAUUAUGACAGAUAAAAAAGCAAAUUUUCAAUAGCAAUUGUCUGUAUAUGAAAUAUGCUUGUUGAGAGAAUAGGACUGAGCCCAAGAGAGUAUCCCUAUUCAGGCCAUAUGUUUUAAUGAAAAGUAACCAUUUGCACAAAAAUGAAAUGAUUAUGAAAAUGAAAAAAAUAAUUAAAUGUAAAAUUGCACAUUUAAUUUGGAAAGAUACCAAAAUGCAUUGGCCUCUCAGAAAUAAACACCUAUUAAAUUAGAGAAAUUUUUUGCCUCAUUAUCUGUACAUUGAUUUGUCUGUCAUGAAAGAUUUCCUGGGGAAAACUGAACUGACAAGGAUGUUUUAAAAAUUAGAUAGGUAAAGUUAGCAUCUCAAGAGCAGUAGCAAACUACCUAGCUAUUCUGAAAUGUUAAACCACAACAAUUCUUACUGAUAUGUGUUUUACAUGUAGUUAGGUCAUCUCACUUGUAAGAACUCCUGGCUGCCUUAAGAAGAUUGCAAAAUUUGGGAUCUAUCUGUGAGACCACUUCAUAAGCCUGCAUGUCCUACUUGAGUGACAAUGCCUCUGAUUUCAUAGGAAUGCCAUUAUGCCUCCUGAAAAAUAUUCUUUGUUUAGUGAAAAAACACUAUGUUUUCAGUAGGAGGGGUUAAAAAAAAUCACCUCACAGUAUCAUCACAGGUCAUCUUCCCCAAGCCAAACAAGUCUCAGUACUCUGUACAGUCAUUAGGGAAAAGGAGGGUAUUAAAAUACCUAAUCCUCUCUUGCUGCCCUUAGGUUAAAUAAAUUAAUCUCUCAAGAUAUAAUCCUAACCAUGCUCUUGCAGGGAUUUUGUGUCAAAACAGAUUUUCAAAUGGACGUUCAUGUAUUUUUUCCUCCCCUAAAAAAGUAGAUUGUGGGCAAGAGACUCAGAUUCAAAGUCUUCCUGAACACUUUAUAUUCAAGCCCUAUUAUACAGGUAAUGUCACCCACACUUUAAAAAGUAUCACAGGAUGGUAAGAGCAGCAGAGCAGGUACUGUGGGUGAUGUGUUUCCUUAAAGCUUGAUGUCUUGAGGAGCCACACCUCUGCAGCUUUAUUCAGGACCAAGGUUGCCUGUGUGUAUUUUUUUGCCUUUUAGAAGCAGGAAGAGACAAGAAAGUCCAUAGCUGCCACAGCAGAUCCCUUUCACCAGCUUUGGGACAGAAGAGAGUGUGUGCCUGGAUUAUAUGCACCCUGUGCAGUGUUUCAGGAAACCUCCUGACUUACACCUUAGUGUGCUAGGUCAGGGGUGUGGUGAGUCACUGCUGUUUAAACAGCGCAGGUUGUGACCAUGAUGCAGCACCAAAUGCAAGUCUCUAAAUAGCUGACCAGGCAGUUCUCCAGGUUAUUUUCCAUUUCACCUUUUCUCUAAAAGGUCACCAAGAAAGUCAUGUGGAAAACAUUCCACAUAAAUCAUAGGCCAUGUAUGAACAUGAACUGAUUGGAUGCCUCAAUGACACACUUAAUAGAAGUAUCCAAAAAUACGUUUGUUCUCACUUUUUGAUGGUGUUUAAAUCUGCACCAACAUUGCUACACACUUGUCAGAUUUGACACUUCUCUGUGGCUGACAGGAACUGAAACCAGAGCAGCUGCAUUUCACUGGAUUCAUGCAGGGAGAAAAGAGCACAAAAAGACUACACAUUUUAAAGUCAGUUUGGCUGAUUCAGAGAUGGAGGACGAAUCCUACUGCUCAGUGGGGAACAAAGCCAAAGCCAGUCAGUUCAGUAACAUCUACAUUAUCAGUUAAGUACAAGGAUAAGUUUUUUUCUCAGUUCACUUCACUGGCUUCCCCACUUACCCACUCGAAUCAUUAGGUUAAGUAUCAGGAGAAAGUUUUUCACACAGAAGGUGGUUGAGCACUGGAACAGGUUCCCCAUGCAAGUGGUCACAGCACGAAGCCUGUCUGAGUUCAAACAGCACUGGGACAAUGCUCUCAGGUCCAUGAUGUGACUCUUGGCAUGUCCUACAUAGGGCCAAGGGGUGGAACCUGUGAUCCUGCUGGGUCCUUUCCAACUCAGCAUGUUCUGUGACUUACACACAAGAACAUGCCCAGUCCCACACUAGGCUAUGAUGAGAGCACUUACCAAGGGGUGGGAUGGUGUUCAAGCACCCACUCAGCAUGCAAGCAUAAAUCCAAACUUUAGGAAGCCAGACUGGGAAGGCCAGCACAUCAGCAAGACCCAGAACUCCAUCUCUAAACACAGUGUGAAAAAAAUCACCCUGUAUAAAUGUAAACAUUAAGCAUUGGUCUAACACUCCAUUCCUCUGAAAAUUAAAUUUGCUGAACUGUAUGUCCAAGUACAUAAUCUUGCUAUCACGUAGAUAUCCAUGUUGCCUUUCUGACAUCUAAACAGAUAACUUUAUCUUGGCUGGCAUCUGUGGAAAACCAGAGGCACUUUCAGGCAGGAGGAGGAGAAAUUAGGGCUGGCAGCAUAGAGAACCUGCUUUUGUCAACUGUUAGGAGACCUCAGCUUGGCACAGGGAAAAGUGCUUUUCCCACACAGAGAGGAAGAGGGCAGACAAUGCCCACAGAGGAUCUGCAGGCAAGAAGGUGAGCAAAGUCAUAGGAAAUUGCUGAAUUGGAUGUACAUCACUUCAAAAAACAGAGUGGACAGGAGAGAAAACUAUUUUCACGCCCAAGUUCCUUUCAUUGUCUAAAGCUAAACGUAUCUUAAAAUGUACACAUUUUGAGGAGACAGUGGUAAACAGGAAAAGGAGGUUAAUUAUUUUACAUGUUUCAUGCAGAUCCUAGCAAUGGAUUGGUUGCAAAUCUUUUUGUCUGUAUACACUUUUAACAAGGACAUGUAAGCUCUGCAGAAGCUGUUCUUCUGAUCUUCUGGCAGAUGUAUAUUCUCUGUAAAGCAGAUGAACCCAACAUCACACUCGAGUUGUCCUCAUGAAUCCUUUCACAUAAAAUGCACUUAUAGGCAAAAACUCUGUCACAAAACCUUCUUGAAUAACACUGUAAGAAAGAAACUCUUAAUUCUGUUCUGUAGGUUUCCAUGAAAAAUAAUCUAUAAUGAUAUUUUUCAAAUAUAUUAAUAUAAGAAUAAAGCCUAAAUUGUAUGCUCUCUCUUUUCUUUUCUCAUGGUUUCUCCCUUUGUAGCAAGGACAACAUAAAAUGGCCUCUUAGGAAAACCUGAGACAACUGGCCAAUCUCCAAGCCAUUGUUAGCCAUACAAGAAUUUUAGACCUACACAUGGUUUAAUAUAGACACCAUAGAGAGGGAAGUAUUACUCUGUAACAAAUGAAGUUUGUUUUACUGAAAGAGCUGUGGUUGUACUGUGUAAAUAUUUGAUAUUCAUGUUGUAUGAAGCUGACUUCCACUCUACUCGUUUGAUCAUUAUUAAAUGGCAUUUGGAAUUGUUGCAUUAGGCUGACUCAACAGAGUAAUUGUCAAGUCUCACAGGAGUGAGACAACAAGCUUCUAAGAAGCCUCACUUCACCAUGUUUAAAUAUUAGACACAUUGCUUUGCUCCCUGAUGGGACUCAAGGGAGUGCCAGCACACAGAUCACAAGAUCCCAUCUUCUAAGGAUGCAAAAUAGUUGUGUAACAAACUGAGAAAAGCAAUUUGAGCUCAAAAUUUAUCCAGCUUGAAAUUCCCUCUGAGUACAUUUGAGAGGCAUUUACAAAAAUGACCAAGGAGUAACAAAAAACCUUUUGCUCAUUACAGAUUUUAGGUUAAUAUACACAUAUACAGGCAUAGAUAUAGUGUUGAACUCAAUAUGACACUGAAAGAUUUUUGUAGGAUGUUUUGAUUGUAGUGUUACAUCUAAUCAACUCCAUUAGAAAUACUCAGAUUUAUUCAAAACAUUUUUUCUUAUUGAAUACUACUACCAUACUACUACAUUACUAAAAUUUUUUGAAUGCCAGAAAAGAAAUGGCAACUCCCCAUGUUGAGAUAAAAGGGGUUUCUAGAGGAUCCAAACAAUCCUGGCUUGCUCUGCCAUUUCUCUAAAAGCUGUAAGUAAAAGGUUUGGAAACAGAAAGAAUUUAUGGAGGUUUGAAAAGAAAAGAAAAAGCCUCCAAACUAAACAAAAAAAAGCAGGUACUCAUCCAUGACAUGCAAUUAGUUCUGUUCCAAGUACAUAAUCCUAUGAGAAGGCUCUGAAAAUCUUAUUGCUCUAAAAUAAACAAAUUAUCUGUUUUAUAUUUAUCAUUAUUCAGAAUGAUGCACAGUGCCAUAAAAUUGAACAAACACUUUUCCAAGGCAGUUAAAUGUUAUGCCAUCAUGUAAAGUAUUAAAAUAAUCACAACUAAGAGACUGGCUGUCUUGGAAUUUUAGAGUUUUUAUACCUCCAGUUUGUUGAAGUUGAAAGGGUUCUGGAAACAGACAGUAAAAUUAAAAAGAAAAGUUCUUGCAACUGUAUUUUUUUCCCUUAUUAAUAUAACUCUCAGCUUUCUAGCAAUUAUUAUUUAGAAGUUUAAGUCAAUUAUAUAUGACUGUAUUUUUUUUUGCUACCUUUGCUAUAAUUAUGGUAUGCUGUUAUUACAAACCAAAAGUUUAUACGAGGAUGCAUAAUAUAACUUGAGUGUCACAGCUUUUAAUUUUUAGCACAAAAGAAACUAUUUAUGAGCCACCCAGCUUAGGGUGAACAGAAUUUUAGCUGAAACAUAUUGCAACCAAUAUGCUGACAAUGCAGACUACUUCAGUGAGCAGUCUUAACUGACGUGUAUUUUUGGGGGCUCUUAAAAAAUUUACUACCACAGAUUUAAUCUCAUAUAUUGGGUUGAUAAAAACCAACCAACC